AUGUCCUAUUUGGGAAUUCUUGGAAAACGCUUUGGUAUUGCUGCGUUUCAAGAUAUCGUAGUUGAAGCAGGCAUUGUUGCAGUAGGCUCCAUCAAUGGUGUAUUAAGUGGAAAGCACUACAACCGGGCUAUAUCGGCUCACAAGCUGAUUUCCGAAGCCCUGGAAAGGAUGAGAUUCAAAACUUUUGUAGAUUCUCUUGCAGAAGAGGAAGGGGAAUGUGUUACAUCUUUGAUCAAGAGGCUUCAAGACAGUUUUCACUCCCAAACUGAUUUUGCAGACAUAUUGGGCUCAGAAUGCGUGGACAAACUUGCUGUGAAAUACAAUUAA
This is a messenger RNA of Paramuricea clavata, 327 nucleotides long. Lineage: Eukaryota; Metazoa; Cnidaria; Anthozoa; Malacalcyonacea; Plexauridae. The record is from the annotation of a GenBank genome assembly.